Messenger RNA from Xenia sp. Carnegie-2017, 2623 nucleotides. Its product is annotated as doublesex and mab-3 related transcription factor 3, truncated-like. The transcript has 3 exons. Gene Ontology annotation, biological process: regulation of transcription by RNA polymerase II; sex differentiation. Lineage: Eukaryota; Metazoa; Cnidaria; Anthozoa; Malacalcyonacea; Xeniidae. Gene Ontology annotation, molecular function: protein binding; RNA polymerase II cis-regulatory region sequence-specific DNA binding; DNA-binding transcription factor activity, RNA polymerase II-specific. The record is from RefSeq and is a predicted model, not a curated record. The coding region runs from base 1142 to 2290 and encodes 382 amino acids. Gene Ontology annotation, cellular component: nucleus.
AAAAAAUAUUCCAUUUGUAUGCGUAACUUCAGGUGGCGCUUUUAACCAAAUAAACGGUCGAGGAAUUUUUAUAUAUUUAUCUAACUUUUGAGAGUGAGGUUCACGCACGAAGUCUGAUUGUGAAUUGAAUAUAUCGUAAGCAGUUUAUGGUGCUGCUUAGUUAUAACGACAUGAAUAUUACAUAAGUAGAUUUUUGCUUUGAAAUCAGAAGCUUGCGCAAACAUGCAUCAUCAUGUAGUUAUAGAUUGUUCAAUCCUUAAGAUAAACGUAUGAAAUAUAUGGCAUAAAAUAAAAACAUCAGUUACUCCUUUGAAUUUUCAUUCACUAAAAAUUUGCUGUAAAUUUGCGUGCGAACGAAAUGACUUGUUUUUUGUCAUAUUUUACAUGCAUGUAUAUGUGUUAAAUGACGACACAACAUAAACAAAAAAGGCGAAAAAUAACGAAUCUAAUACUCCACUCAAAUCAGAAGCUAAUGCUGGCCGCUUUAUAAAUCGGAAUACGACGUUUCAAAGGGCAUCACAGCGUGAACUUUGCACCGGUAAAUUCUAGAUUUAGAAAAAAAUUCAAAAGCUUUCCAGGGCCAAUGAACUACACCACAAACCUAGGCUGCGUAUAUCAUCACAUCUAAUUUCCUUUAUCGAUCUUUAAGAGUGCAAAUGGACGUUUAAAAAUGCAUCACGAUUAUGGUUGACAAUCAUAUCUAAGAAUCGAACCUCCUCGCUUUAUAAUAAUAACAAAAAAAAGUGAAAACGCAACAGUUUAAAAUGAACAGAUCACAGUGAGACGUCAAGUAUUGCAAGAAAAUGCAACGUCAUUCGUGACGCGUGCGUAGAAAAAUGAUGUAUUGUUUACUCUUCCUAAGAGCAAUAUUAAAUGGAUCUCACGCUGCAAGAACACACCCAUCUAACAAUACGUCAAAAUGCAAGCUUUCAUCCUCAAGUUUGUCAAGUAAUUCACGAAAUUUCAACGAUGCCAUUAAUAUCCGUCUCAUCUUCCCUUAACAUUUGUAAUAAUGAUGAAAAAAAAAACGAUGCUUGACUAUUGAUAAAAAGCGAGGCUCCCAUGUAUAGUAGCGCGUGAUGAAAUAGAAACAGAAAGAACAGGACUAUUGGAGCAUUAAAUUAGACAUUUCUAUAUAAGCAUGAGUACCGAAGCCAGAGAGACAGUUAAAGAAAGAUCACCCUCGCCGAGUGAUCCGGCUUACCAUCGUACGCCAAAAUGUGCCAGGUGCCGUAAUCACGGUGCCGUUGCGUGGCUGAAAGGACACAAACCGUACUGUCCAUGGAAGGAUUGCACUUGCUCCAAAUGUUUACUGGUUGCCGAACGACAACGUAUUACCGCUGCCCGCGUGGCUCUCUUACGUCAACAGAGAAAAAACAGAGCAAGAAAGAACGCGUCAAAUGAAGCAGUACCCUUUAGUGUAGAUAACCAUGACUAUGAGAGACAUUCGGUCCUUCAAAGACAUUCUUAUGUCGUUAAUCCUAGCGUAUCGACGACGACAGGCAGGAUGGAAAAUUCGCCUGAACGUGAGGAGCCGACGUCUUCCGAUGACAGAAGCGACCAUAGAUACGAUGAAGCACGUAUGCCAAGCCCAACCCAUGAGACGACGAUCAAGCGGGAAAAACCGGAUCACGACGAGCUAGAGCACAGAGUCUUGGACCGAGUCCGCAAUCGACUGUGCUCGUCCCCAAACGGCAAGCGACCUAGAAGCGAAGAUUCAGGGGUCUGUGUUAGUCCAACAAGUCUCGCAAGAAUGACGGAAAGCAACGCUCUACUCUCUAUAGCGAAACGACUACGACCGGACCCAUUGUCUGUACUGUGCAAAUCUUUCCCGAACCAUAAUAAAGGCGUCCUGGAAACCAUUUACCGUGGAUGUGGGGGAAAUGUUGUACAAGCGAUUGAAUUCAUACUUGAAAACCAAAGCUAUCACUCAAUACCCAUGAUUACCCCUUCUACCAACUUCCUAGCAAGCCGAGAAAGUACAUUGUCUGCGUUUCGACCGCCCGAGAUAGCGACGACAAAUACCGAUAGCUUUCCGAGACGAUCCUCGCCUCCACGUACAUUUUACUUUACACCACGACACGCUGAUGGAAUUGUACCCACUAUUCCACUGUCAUCCCGGAUGUACGAAGGAGAACACAGUCCUUCAUCACGAAAGAGAGGAACGGGAAGUCCAAUUGACUACGAAGAGAACAACGAAGAACAGCAAUUUUGUACGCACUGCGGGCGCAAAGUUCAGGCCAGUGAUAAUUUUUGCGGGUCAUGUGGAAAUAAAAUUGCGCGACCGUAAAGGAAAUCAACGUAUUUUGAAUCAACGAUGUUGAAUUGCGGAAGAGAUUGUCACUAUUUAUAAAAGAAACUAUUAUUAUAAUGACUAAUGGUAGCAUUUUACCAGUUUUAACGACACUUACAAGCAUAAUGCCAAAGUGAGUUUGGGCAAAAUGUCAUUUAGUAUUACAUAAAGUAUCACAACGGAGAGAAACACUACACUUCAUUUUAUAAUAAAAGGUAUUUUAAUUUGGCAUAUGGGAUAUUUAGAGCAGAUAUAUAAUUUGUGUUAUUUGUAUUUUAAAGUUAAAUUAUUGUUCGCAAAAUCAAGACAAUAAAUCAACUGUUGAUGCAA